Molecule: messenger RNA, 1111 nt
Organism: Colletotrichum phormii
Lineage: Eukaryota; Fungi; Ascomycota; Sordariomycetes; Glomerellales; Glomerellaceae
Exons: 3
Coding region: 167-1111 (314 amino acids)
Cellular component (GO): cytoplasm
Molecular function (GO): oxidoreductase activity, acting on the CH-OH group of donors, NAD or NADP as acceptor
Source: RefSeq, a predicted model, not a curated record
GUUACCUAGCAAGUCAUGUAAUUGAUCCCCCUUUCUUCCUGUUCUUUGAACCAAACCAGUAUCCGAAGAACAUAUCGUUGUGCAUUUCCGAUUCAUCAACAGACGGAAGCGAGUCAGAUCCGCACCUAGAAUCUAUACCAUCAAGCUCGCACUUUGACGACUUAACAUGACUAUCGAAUACGAGGUCAAGGGAAAGGUAGCCCUGGUUACAGGAGCCGGAUCUGGCAUCGGUCUAGCCAUCACCCAGCGCCUCCUCAACGAAGGCUGCUCCGUAAUGAUCGCUGACCUCGCCCUACGCCCCGAAGCCGAGACCACCAUCGCAAACUUCGCUCACCCUUCCCCUUCCCCAGACAAAUCCUCGGCCGCCUUCCAUAAAACAGACACGACAAACUGGGCCCAGCUCAAAUCCCUUUGGGCCGCAACCCUCGCGACAUUCGGCCGCGUCGACAUCGUCGUCAACAACGCCGGCAUCUUCGAGCCGCCUUGGUCGUCGUUCUGGAACCCACCCGGCGUCUCACCCGAAUCAAAGGACGAUGCGGACGCCGAAGUAGGGUCGUACCACAUCUUCAACGUCAAUACCAUCGGCCCGAUCCGCCUGGCGCAGAUCGCUAUCGACUACUGGCUGCAGAACCGCGAGGUGAAGGGAAAUCUGCUCUGGGUGUCGAGUAUGGGCGGCUACAUCCACUCCAUCCAGACGCCAUUCUACUUUGCGAGCAAGGCGGCUGUUUUGAGCGUCGUCAAGUCUCUUCAAGGGUUGAAGAAGUUGGUGGGGAUUAGGAACUCUGUCAUCUGUCCUGGACCUACGAGGACACCCCUCUUUGACCAAGAAUUCUGCCGCGAUCGCCUGCCAGCUGAAGACCUCGCCCUAUCGUCCGAGGGCCUCGCCAAUGCAAUGUUCUCGCUGUUGACGGAGGAGCAAUACGGCAACGGCAACGUGCUCGAGAUCAUGAUGGUCGGCAGCAAGGAGGAGCCCAAGAUCCAUACCAAGGAGGUGCAAUUGGAGGCUCUGUACCCGACGGCUAGCCCUAUGGGCGCAGGCACCAAGGCCAUGGAGGCGGAGCUCAACUUCAUGGGCAUGAUUGCAGAGAAGGGCAUGCGGUCUAGUAAUUAG